This is a messenger RNA of Penicillium pulvis, 429 nucleotides long. RefSeq names its product ACT domain-containing protein. NCBI's taxonomy places the organism in Eukaryota, Fungi, Ascomycota, Eurotiomycetes, Eurotiales, Aspergillaceae. The transcript has a single exon. The record is from RefSeq and is a predicted model, not a curated record. The coding region runs from base 1 to 429 and encodes 142 amino acids.
AUGUCCGGUGAAGCUGACCUCACAACGCUCCUCUCAACAAUGCAACCAGUCCUGGACCCACAGACCUACGUCUUCAUCACCACAACACAACCCAUCGCAUCACUCCCACUUGCCACUCUGGAUCCACAACUGAUCGCCCAGGAAGCCGAGGGCACGACAAUCGUCACGACGGAAGCUCUAGCCACGUCUCAUGGCUUCAAGGAGAUUGUCUUUCCGUGUCGCAAAAUCUCACUGACGAUCCAUUCCAGCCUUGAGGCGGUCGGACUGAUUGCGGCCAUUACUGAUCGGCUUAAGGAUCAUCAAAUCAGCACCAAUGUUGUGAGUGGAUUUUUCCAUGAUCAUAUUUAUGUUCCUGCUGGACGAGCGGAGGAUGCGAUGAAGGUUCUGGGGGAGUUGGCUGAGGAUGCGAAGCGCAAGCGAUUUGAAUAG